Messenger RNA from Papilio machaon (common yellow swallowtail), 2616 nucleotides. RefSeq names its product tyrosine-protein kinase Shark (gene Shark). Gene Ontology annotation, molecular function: ATP binding; protein binding; protein tyrosine kinase activity. The transcript is spliced from 14 exons. Gene Ontology annotation, biological process: protein phosphorylation. The coding region runs from base 81 to 2501 and encodes 806 amino acids. The record is from RefSeq and is a predicted model, not a curated record. Lineage: Eukaryota; Metazoa; Arthropoda; Insecta; Lepidoptera; Papilionidae.
AUAUGUAAACAAAAAUCCUUUUUAAAGGAAUAUUAAAUUCGCCAAUUGUAAAUAUUUUUGUGCUUCUAAAGUUGGAUAUAAUGAUAACAACCAUGACGUCAUUCAUACUACUGAAGACUAAUUCUUUUUUGUUGAGGAUGAACAGAGAAGAUAAUGUAAACUGGUUUCAUGGGAAAAUAUCGCGAGAAAAUGCGGAGAUACUAUUAAAAGAAGAGGGUGAAGAUGGUGUUUUCUUAGUUCGUGAAAGUAAUACAUCACCUGGAGACUAUGUACUUUCUGUUUUGCAUCAGGGAGAAGUGGUACACUAUCAAAUACGGAGACAUGGGGAAGAUGCGUUUUUCUCCAUAGAAGAACAUACAACAGUGCAUGGAUUGGAUACGUUGAUCCAGCAUUACCGUGGAGACUCUAAUGGCCUUGUUACUCGCUUGUCUGUGGUAUGCAAAGGACAACCUCCACCACAUGAAUCUAGGACACAAGGAACUACAAACUUAUUACAUCGGGCGACGGAGGCUGGUGAAUUUAACAUCGUGUCUCAGCUGUUAGCGUGCGGGUAUCGCAGUCGUGACGCCAAGAACCAGGACGGGCAGACGGCCGUGCACAUAGCCGCGCGCGCCGGACGCGAUGACAUACUCGCUAAACUUAUAGAAAGCGGCGCCACUGUCAACGUUCGGGACUCGUUCGGAUACACGCCUUUGCAUUACACAUGUCAGAAUAACUUGCCAAGUACAACGGAGUUGCUGAUCACAAAGGGCAAUGCCAACUAUCAGAUGCGGCACGCGCCCACCGGCAAGGUCCCUCUACACGAUGCCGCACAAAAGGGACAUAUUGAAUGUGUAAAGGUCCUUUUAAAACUAAACGCGCCUUCGCGUCCUAGGACAAUAGCUCAGGACACGCCCGCAGAUCUCGCCAAACAUUAUGGACAUACAGAGUGUUAUCAGUUACUAAAAAACCAUACACCAGAUCCUCCAAAGACAAGUAAAAGUCAGUGGUACCACGGCACCCUGAACAGAGAGGAGGCGGUGAAGACGCUGGAGGCGUUCUGCAAGCAGCAGGGGUUGGUGGAGCGCGCGGCAGAUGGCGCCUUCCUCGUGCGCUACAGCGAGCGUCACGCCAACGCAUACGUACUCACUAUGCUCAGUGAAAACGCACCUUAUAACUUUAUUAUUAGGAAAGAGGGUCAAUGGCUGUACAUAGACGACGGACCGUACCUGGAGUCGCUGGAGCGGCUGGUGGAGCACUACGGCCGUGUGCCCGACGGUCUUCCCACGCGCCUCCUCAUCCCCGUCCCACCCAAACCCAAGCCGCCAUUGCCUGAGUUUUCAACAAUGCCUCGUACGAAGAAAUCACCGACACGAGCAGCGAUGAAUCAAACUUUAUCAUUAGUAAAGCGGGACAUCUUGGGAGACACGCAACCUUCGCCCGUACCACCAAUCUCUAAUAACAACGCCUUUGAUCUGCUCACGAGGAACCUCUCCUUCUGCUCGGACUUCAGCAAUGACUCCAUCAAUAACAAUGAUGAUGUACAAGAUAACGAGACGUACAAAGUACCUGUCAAUAAUAGUGUUGUAGCAUCACUAGUUGAAAAUUACAAUGAAAUAUCUGUCAAUUCUGAUGGCCAGCUAUCUACACUGCAAGAAUUUAUUCCAAUGAGCGAGUUGACGCUGGGGGCGACGUUGGGGGAGGGUGAGUUUGGGUCAGUGGUGCGCGCCACUUACUGCCCCACCUCCCAGCCGGGGCACGCCCAGCCUGUCGCAGUGAAGACGCUGCACGCUGUGCACGCCGCCACCAACAGGCACGAGUUCCUCGCCGAGGCCAGGCUCAUGAUGUCGUUGCGACAUAAAUGUAUUGUCAGGCUGAUUGGUGUCUCAUUGGGUCCGCCGCUGGCGAUGGUGCAGGAGCUGGUACCGCUGGGGUCGCUGCUGCAGUACUUGCUGCGUCAGCCGGAGCGCGCGUCUCCUGGCUACGAGCUGCGCCUGUGGGCGUGUCAGGUGGCCGCCGGCAUGCGGUACCUCGAGCGUCGCCGCUUCGUGCACCGCGACCUCGCCGCCAGGAAUAUACUGCUUGCAACUAGACAUCAAGCAAAGAUCAGUGAUUUUGGUCUGUCGCGCGCGCUGUCGUCGGACAGUUCGUACUACCGCGCGAGUCGCGGUGGCAAGUGGCCCAUCAAGUGGUACGCGCCUGAGGCAUACAACUAUGGCACCUUCAGUCACGCCAGCGACGUCUGGAGCUACGGCGUCACACUGUGGGAGAUGUUCUCAUACGGCAAGCAGCCCUACGGUGACAUGCGCGGCAUCGAGGCAAUACAAGUUGUGGAAAGUGGUCAACGUUUGGAAAGACCGGAGGACUGUCCGGACGAGAUCUACCAGGUGAUGCUGGACUGCUGGGCGUACAGCCCCGACCUGCGGCCCACAUUCAGCAAACUGGUGGAUGUGUUCUCGCAGCAUCCGGACUACGUCAACAUCAGCCAACUUGCGCUCGACAGUGAUGAUGCGACGGUGUGAUGACUUACACGCUGCCACUGCUUGCUCAGUGUACGUGUACCUUUACGUUUGUACAAUAAUGUAUGAAUGGGUUGUGUCUACGAUCUGUAUGAUUGAUGUAUACAUAAUGAAUCAA